Messenger RNA from Verticillium nonalfalfae, 1224 nucleotides. RefSeq lists its product as uncharacterized. Bases 1 to 1224 code for a protein of 407 amino acids. The record is from RefSeq and is a predicted model, not a curated record. The transcript is spliced from 3 exons. Lineage: Eukaryota; Fungi; Ascomycota; Sordariomycetes; Glomerellales; Plectosphaerellaceae.
AUGUCAUCGAAGUCUCAGCUUCCGGGCCUGCCGGGUUAUAACCCCAACAAUCUCCAGCCAUGGAUGAUCCAAGUUGUUGUUUCCAUGACCGUGCUGGCCCUUGCCUCUGUCGUAUUGCGGCUCGUCAGUCGGCGAUUCAAGGGUCAAGAGCUGUGGUGGGAUGAUUGGAUGAUCAUUUUCUCGAUGGGCUGGAACCUUGCCGUUGUUGGAUUCAUUUUUGCCAUGCACUCUUGCGGUAUGGGCAUCCACGCCGACCUCGUGGACCUCGAGGAUAUUGUCAUGAUGGCCAAAUGGCUUGUCGUAGCUGAAGUUCUCUACGCCUGGAACCUCGGCUGGACCAAGCUGAGUCUAUUGCUGAUGUACUACCGCAUCUUCCGCGUUCCCUACUUCAAGAGGAUGGCAUGGGGAGUCGGCGCGUUUGUCAUGGCGUGGGUAGUCUGCAUCACUUUCCUCUUCAUCUUCAUCUGCGUCCCGGUCGAGAAGCUCUGGUACCCGCAUCUUCCCGGACGAUGCAUCAACCAGGUCGGCACAUGGAUCGCCAACGCGGCUUCGACCAUCUUCACCGAUCUUGUCAUCCUUCUCAUGCCGAUUCCGCCCAUCUGGAAACUCCAACUGAAGCAGAUCGAAAAGAUUGGUCUCACUUUCGCAUUCAGCUUGGGAUUCUUUGUUGUAUUCGCGUCUGCAUACCGCACCAGUGUGCUUUUCACCUACUCCGCCACCGACCCAACCUACACACUGGCUCCAACGGUCGGCUGGACAGCAAUCGAAAUGUCGGCGGGUAUCGUUUCCGCUUGCCUCCCUACCCUUCGACCGGUCAUGAUGUUUUUUGCACGAUCCUUGGGCAUCAAGGGCAGCCUCAGCGACGCUUUCUCGAGGGGCGCGUCGUCCAUGGGUCUGCGCUCCAAGAAGACUGGAAACUUCAGCGAGCGCCUCUCGUCCCGUGAGGACUUUGCGAACAAGUCCGCCGCCACCUCGGAACGAUCAAACAAAGACGAACAUUCCCGACGGGCCUCCGACGACAAUGAGUCCCGAUUUACGAGCGAGGAGUUGGGCGCGACCAUGGUGUCACCUAGUGAUGCCGCCCUGAGGCCUGAUGUCAAGGGGUACGGUUUCACCGUCACAAGCACACCCAAGGCAGAUCGCUGUGACGAUGACGCCGACGACAUCCCACUUCACAGCAUCCGUGUCGAUACAAAGUUCAAGAGAUCGACCACUCAAGCUUAG